Penicillium canescens is the source of this 2903-nucleotide messenger RNA. RefSeq names its product serine/threonine-protein kinase. The transcript is spliced from 6 exons. Gene Ontology annotation, molecular function: ATP binding; protein serine/threonine kinase activity. NCBI's taxonomy places the organism in Eukaryota, Fungi, Ascomycota, Eurotiomycetes, Eurotiales, Aspergillaceae. The coding region runs from base 496 to 2145 and encodes 549 amino acids. The record is from RefSeq and is a predicted model, not a curated record. Gene Ontology annotation, biological process: intracellular signal transduction; peptidyl-serine phosphorylation.
AUUGAAGUCGCGAGUUCAGUAUUUGCUGGCUCUUGAUUCAGAUUGUCUCUCUUCUACUCCGAGCCACCCCUUUCUUUGUGUGGGUGCUACCUUAUCGUGUCUAGGCUGCGCUUAGGACGGCCUUAGCUCCCGGACCUCACGUUUUCUCGAUAUACAUAUCUUGCAUACAUUUGCCCUUGAUUUCUCUCUGGAGAGUUCUGGAUACCUGUGUGCCUUGCUUCUUUCGACCUGUCACUUUUUCCGUGCAUUAGCAUCUGGACCUGCAUCCUAUUCCGACUCUGAAACACCUGACCCCCGCUCGGCGAUUCUACCUUCGGAAUUACAUCCUCUGAUGGACAUUGCGAUUUGAGCUCGAUAUUCGCCGAUCCUAACAGUUCUUCCCACUCUCCUUUCGAUCCUUACGUCUCUCGACCGGAGUUUCUGGGACGAGUGUGAUGUUGCAAGGAAGAUAGUAGUGAAACCCCCAAUACUUCACCCAUACCUCAUACCGACAAUAUGGGAAAUACUCAGGGGAAACCGGUGAAUUGCAAUGAUGCGGUCAACCUCAACCAUUUCCGCCUCUUGCGAGUCGUCGGAAAGGGUGCAUUCGGAAAAGUUCGAAUUGUAGAGAGGAAAGAUACUGGACUCACAUUUGCCCUGAAAUAUAUUCGCAAAGAAGAAGUGGUUCGUUCGGAAAGCGUACGGAAUAUCAUUCGCGAACGGAGAAUGCUCGAGCAUUUGAACCAUCCAUUCCUUUGCAAUUUGCGUUAUAGCUUUCAGGACAUGGAGUACAUCUAUAUUGUGGUCGAUCUGAUGAACGGCGGUGACCUACGAUUUCAUAUCUCACGAAAAUGCUUUACCGAGGACGCGGUGCGGUUCUGGAUGGCGGAAUUGGGUUGUGCCUUGAAGUACAUCCACUCACAGGGCAUCAUUCACCGUGAUCUAAAACCGGACAAUGUGCUAUUGGAUUCCGAGGGACAUGUUCAUUUGGCUGACUUCAACGUGGCAUCGGAUUUCCGACCGGGCAAGCCUCUUACAAGCAAGUCAGGAACAUUAGCCUACUUGGCACCAGAGGUCUACGAGGGAACUGGGUACUACUUUGAGGUCGACUGGUGGUCAUUAGGUGUCACUUUUUACGAGUGCAUCUACAACAAGCGACCGUUUGAAGGCCGGAGCCAGGAUACCCUGAGUGAAAACAUCAAAAAGGCACAACCGAAAUACUACGUCACCAACCCUGCAGUCUCAGUUCCCUGCUUGCGCGCGCUGGGCUCGUUGAUGGAAAAAGAUCGGAGUCGCCGAAUCGGUGCCAUUGGCUUUGAAACUUUUACCCAGCACAUGUUUUUUGCCGAGAUCGACUUCGAAGCCCUUGAGCGCAAACAGAUCCCACCAGUGUUCCGACCAUCAAGCGAGAAAACCAACUUCGACGCGACAUACGAUCUGGAAGAACUUCUCCUUGAAGAAGCGCCCCUCGAAGCUAGAGCGCGCAGACAAAAGCCGCGUGCGGAGCUAAGAGAGGAUGCCACGGCAAAGGAAAUCCGGGAGGAUGAGCUCCAUCGCUUGAUUGAGACGAUGUUCGAGCCAUUCGAUUACACCUUGACCGACUACCAAGGCAAUGCCGCAGAUGCUAUUGCCGGUGUAGUAAACCCAGAGGACUGCCUUCCGGGCACAACAACCUCAACCACACACGCACGUCAAUUGUCCCAGCCUGAUCAAUCUGGUCAAAUCACUUCUCCCAUCCAACACGACGCCUCUAGCAUCCGCGUUCCGCCCUACGAAAAUAUGCAUCCAGUGGGCGAGGCCCUCACCGCCAACGAUUCCACGCCUGUUCCGCACCCACCUUCCCCUUCCACCGGCGUAUCUCCCUCACCACCACCUGCCCCAUCCUUCCACCGGCCUCUACCUCACACCCCUCGCCCGCGCGGGGCUACACGCCAAAUGAGCAAGAGCGGAGGCGUACAAAUGGUUCUGAACGAGGCUGGUAGCUGGAGCGAGCUGGCCCACAGUUCAACACUCCCCGCCGAAGGACUAGAGGGUGCUGAUGACAAGGGCAAGCAAGCCAAUGGAAUGAUGUCAUUCUUCAGUCGGAAGAAGGGUCGUGACCGCAGUCCCAAGCCCACUGAGCCUGGUGUUCUGGGUAAAGAGGGAGCGAGACAGAUCAUCAGCUGAAAGCUUCCCCUUUGAUUCUAUCAUCUGUAAUGCGAUAUUGUCAUCCAUGACAGCCUCAUUGUACCCUUGGGUCCACGAAUACCUACCCACUUGUGGUCUCUACUCGAAAUGGAAAUUGCCAUUCAGAGACAGUUGCUAUGUUUAGCACCCGAAGGCGACUGGUCAAACACCGGACCUUCGUCUCAUACACUUUGGCCAGGACGCCACCACUUCGAUCACUUCCCGCUCUCACUUCACUGUGAAGUCCUUGAGGGGAAUGCCUUUACUGACCCUGUGUCCGAUUGCAUCUUGCACAUUGACAUCACAUCUCCCAGCUCCGAUUAUUGCAGCAGAUGGAGUGCUCGAGGCACCAUCUUCUUUUCUUUCUAUUAGAUUCCCCGGGCACAGCGAGAAUUCAUUUCGUUUCAUAUUUUUACUUUACUUUCUUUCUUAUCCCUCUUCGCCUACUCCCGCGCAGAGUUGUACAGAUGUUCACGGCAGACGCAAACCCAGAAACGUCGUCUUUGCUUUUAUUGUUUUAGUACCACCCCUCUUUCGGUAGGCUUUGUCGAUUUAUAUCUUUUUCUCUUCGCAAUGAUGUGUUUCUUGAACCUUUUAUUUUUAUUCCCUCGGAGUUCGCAUACCCUCACUCGUUGGACAUGAUGCUUGUUUAAUUCUAUCUUGUUAGAAGGGUUUGGAGUUCGCAUAUGUGCAAAAUGAUCAGUUGUAUUUAAUGUCUUUUGGUCUUCUAUUACAUCCAUAUACCAAUAUCCUUGCCA